Messenger RNA from Colletotrichum orchidophilum, 552 nucleotides. RefSeq names its product DNA replication complex GINS protein psf-3. Gene Ontology annotation, cellular component: GINS complex. Bases 1 to 552 code for a protein of 183 amino acids. Gene Ontology annotation, biological process: mitotic DNA replication initiation. The record is from RefSeq and is a predicted model, not a curated record. The transcript is spliced from 2 exons. Lineage: Eukaryota; Fungi; Ascomycota; Sordariomycetes; Glomerellales; Glomerellaceae.
AUGUCCUACUACGAUAUUGACGCCAUUUUGACAGAUGCCGAGAAAGUCCCCUGCAAAUUCGAACUCGAUGUCGCCGACCUAGGAUACCUCGACAAUAACCCCUCCCAUUCGUUAAAGGCAGGAACAAAUGUUGCUCUCCCUCUCUGGCUAGCCGAGAUGCUCGCCCUUGCCAACACGGGCACCGCCGAAGACUCCAAGGCUCCGGUCACGUUGAACCUCCCUUCCGCGCUUUCAAAUCAAGUUGUGCAAGCACUCAAGGCCGAUGCGCGGUCAGUACCAGUCAGAGACCAGAGCGCCCACUUCUAUGGACUCGGCACUCGCAUUCUGGAUCUUUUUGAGGAGCGCGACCUCAGCGAUACCAUGCGAAAGACCUUUGUAGCGCGCGCAUCCGAGAUCGCGUUGCAUGCCCGGAAAGGAGGCGAUGACGGUGUGGGGGGCUCGAGCGAGGAGUUCCUCCGUGGCCUAGACGAGUGGGAGCGAGGCCUUUUCCGAAAGGCUCACGACGGCACCAAAGCUUCCAAGGAGUGGAUGGACAAGGUCAAGAAGCACUGA